AUGACUACGCACGGCAACAGCAAGGGACUCGACGAGCUCGGCCAUGAGGUGCUCUGGAGCUCCCGCGGACAGCAGGUCAUGAUGCAGUGGGAGAAGGAAUACAUGGAGCUAUGCGUUGAAGGGCUCGCUAUUCAGCCGACGGACCGUGUACUGGAAAUCGGCUUCGGUUUGGCUUAUUCGGCGACUCACAUCCAACGGUUCCGACCCAAAAGCCACACCAUCAUCGAAUGCGAUGAGGAGACGCUGCAACGUGCUCGCCAGUUUGCAAUAAGCCACAGUGGAGUUGAAAUUGUAGCUGGGACGUGGCAGCAGCAGCUCCCGAUGCUGAGCCAGUUUGACUGCGUUUUCUUCGACGAUUACCCGCUUCCAGAGCUUGAAUUUGGAGGCCCUGAUAGAGUACUCGGUGGACAGCGGUCACGGUGGCACGAUUUCUUGGAUGUUGCUCUGAAGCACUGUACGACUGGUGCAAGGAUCACAGGAUAUCUAGCACGAAAACUGGAUUUGCAACGCUCCGGGUGUCAAGUUACAGUAUCGAGAGUACAAGUUGAUGUUCCUGGACAUUGCAAAUAUUUUCCACACAAAACUGCGCUCGUACCGGUGAUCACUUUUCAGCCGAGAACAGAUAACUGA
Phytophthora infestans T30-4 is the source of this 630-nucleotide messenger RNA. RefSeq lists its product as uncharacterized. Gene Ontology annotation, biological process: creatine biosynthetic process. The transcript is spliced from 4 exons. The record is from RefSeq and is a predicted model, not a curated record. Gene Ontology annotation, cellular component: cytoplasm; nucleus. Gene Ontology annotation, molecular function: guanidinoacetate N-methyltransferase activity. NCBI's taxonomy places the organism in Eukaryota, Oomycota, Peronosporomycetes, Peronosporales, Peronosporaceae. The coding region runs from base 1 to 630 and encodes 209 amino acids.